CAGGCUGCCGUGCUCUUUACCAAAGCUGGAUCAAGGGUCCUCGCAGAGCUCUCAGUCCCAGUAAGGAGGUGAAGAUGGUGUCGGGAGCCCGUCGCAGUAGCAGCAGCAGCACCAGUGGUUUCUAUGGCAACAGCUCUUCGGUGCUGUGCAACCCCAAGUCAGUCUUGAAGAAACCAGUGACAGCAGAGGAGCUCCAGAGGCCUGGAAGCCCUUACAUAAAGAAGACCUUCACUAUUGUGGGCGACGCGGUGGGCUGGGGCUUUGUGGUGAGGGGCGACAAACCGUGUCACAUUCAGGCCGUGGACCCAAGCGGCCCGGCGGCUGCAGCAGGUUUGAAGGUUUGUCAAUUUGUCCUUUCCAUCAAUGGGAUGAACGUCCUAACUCUGGACUACAGGAAAGUCAGCAACCUCAUUCUGACUGGCCCUCGAACCAUGGUCAUGGAAGUCAUGGAGGAGUCAAGCCUCUGAGCCAAUGAGACAGAUCUGGUGCCCUGGCCAUCCAUAGUUACUGGGCUGC
Scleropages formosus (Asian bonytongue) is the source of this 516-nucleotide messenger RNA. Its product is annotated as DEP domain-containing mTOR-interacting protein-like. The transcript is spliced from 5 exons. NCBI's taxonomy places the organism in Eukaryota, Metazoa, Chordata, Actinopteri, Osteoglossiformes, Osteoglossidae. The coding region runs from base 75 to 467 and encodes 130 amino acids. The record is from RefSeq and is a predicted model, not a curated record. Gene Ontology annotation, molecular function: guanyl-nucleotide exchange factor activity; GTPase activator activity; protein binding. Gene Ontology annotation, cellular component: plasma membrane. Gene Ontology annotation, biological process: G protein-coupled receptor signaling pathway; positive regulation of GTPase activity; regulation of signaling.